AUGGCAGACUCAAGAGAACCUCGUAAGAGACGAGCAGCCGUCAAUGAUGACGCGCCAGAUCCAAAGAGAGCAAGAGAUCUGGCCAUCUUCGACCGUUUCGACCAUUUGGAUACCUUGAACGCGGAUCAUGUCGUUAACAGAGACAAGGCUGGGCUGGCUGUCGAAGGUUUCUCCGAGAUAUUGAUGACAUUCGAAGCACAGCGCAAUUCGUCUAAGCUGGAAAUCGAUGCUAUCAAGACCGGAUAUCAACGUCUGUUAGCUGAGAGAGCAGAAACCGAGUCUCGUCACGAAGACGCUAUGACCGACAUUCAAGAGCAGCUCCUAUCAGCGAACCAAGAAGUCAAGCAAGGAACAGAGAACAUGGCUAUCCUCGAGACCGACAAGGAGAUGGCUCUCGAUCAGUCAAGAUUCUUCAGAGAUCAACUAAAGCGCGAGCGUAAGGAGCUGAACGUCGAGAUCACGACGCUCUUUUCGAAGCUGAACAGGAAGGAAAGAGCCUUGAAGUUGGAAAAGCUUGAGAUCGCCAGGCUUCAGACUAAACUCGAAGAAGCAGAGGGCAGCGUGAAGGCCGCGGGCCCUGAGAAACAUAAUCUCACAGCAGCUUUGGCGCAAGUCAAUCAUCUCUCAACAGAGGUCGAAAAGCUGAAAAAAGACCUCGAAGCCUCUCGAGAGAAACACGACAGCCUGGAGGAGGCCGCGCAGUCUGAACUCGACGACGCCUAUGCCGCUAAGAACCAGAUCCUUGAAGACUUGGAGAGUACCGCGGAGAAGCUGCACCUGGAGGAGAAGGAUAGGUUCAAGUUGGAAAACGACUUAGAAGCAACAAAGUCCGACUUGGUGGCAUCGAACGGCGAGAAGAACCAAGUCCGGUCAGACUUUGAUGAGCUCUCAAUUCGCUAUGAAAGUCUCAAAGUUCGGGAAAGACAACUCGCGCAAGAAAAUGAAGAGAACUCAUCAGAGCUCGCGAAGCUAGCAUCGGUCCGCAAUGAGCUCACAUUCUGGCGAACCACAUUCCAGGCCCCCUCGGCAGACCUCGAGACCGUUCGGAAAGAGAAUAACACCCUUCGAGCCAGUAAUGACAGCUCAGAUUCGAAGGUGAAAAGUUUGGAUGCAGCGCUAUCGGAUCUCCAGAUGAAGAACAAAUCCAUUUCUUCAGCACUUGAGAAGGCGAAGCAGAAACUCGAGGCCGCUGAAAGUUAUGAUCAAUAUUCUGUAGGCUACGAAGAGGGAAUGAAGCGAGGUCACGCGGACGAGGUCAUUGACACCAAGAAGAGACUUCACCAGGAGAUGACCGUUGUAAUAAACCGCUUGGUUACUGACUGGUACAAUGAUCAAUUUGGUCCUAGAUACAAGUUCCUUAGCCAAGGGGAAGGGGAAGGCUGGGGCAUAAAUGAAAUCGGCAACUAUUGCAACAUUCCAUGCCUGAAGUUUGCCAAGGAGAUCAUCCGACGUACUCAUGGAACCCGGGAUCAAGCAGCCUCUUACUUGCAGACCUCAGAUCGGUUUCCGGAACUAGAGUACCAAUCGUGGCGGACUGGUCGGGCUCUAGAGCCGAAGUGGAAGAAGAGACUCACAGUGUCCGACAAGAAGCUGGUACUUGAGAUUGACUCAAUGUAUGAAGAGAAUAAGCCAGUCCUUUUCAAAAAUGCACGACGGAUUGCUUUUAAAUUUCUCCAGAGCGAGCGCGCGAUAGUCUUGAGGGCUCUCGAGACCCACCCUUGGACGAAAAAGUGUCAUGCUCGGGACGUCACAGAGCUGAUCGAAGCUUGUAUUCUGGCAUUUGACCGGAAGUUUUGCCUUUGGAUCGCAAACUUGACCCGCACGAUUAUCCCACGAGAGAAUAUUACCUGUCUAGGCAUUUGUUCCUACACUGCUGUACUCGGAUUGGAUGUGGAACGGGUAUUGGGGGAAAAGGGACAAAAGGAAACGUUCGAGCGUCAGCUUAAGUGGUGGGACUCGCUCAGCAAAUGAUUGUCGCACAUACAAGAAUUGCAGGUUGGUAGAGUCAGAACAAUGUGGCUCACUUUGGAGGGAUAUCAGCAUCUGGGGCCGACUUGCGGGGAGUUCAGAGUGCUUGGAAUAAGUAGAC
Molecule: messenger RNA, 2089 nt
Organism: Mollisia scopiformis
Lineage: Eukaryota; Fungi; Ascomycota; Leotiomycetes; Helotiales; Mollisiaceae
Exons: 3
Coding region: 1-1971 (656 amino acids)
Source: RefSeq, a predicted model, not a curated record